UGGCCUUUACACUUCUCAGGGGGGUCUAUUUGUAGACUGCAGGGCCGACCAGAAUUGCCUCAGUUUUCAAAAGAUGGAGAUAUUAUAAUUGGAGGCAUUUUUUCCUUUCAUGACAACCUUGUCAAUGUCAAGCCAACAUUUAAUGUUUUACCGGAAUCCUUAAAAUGCAAGGACAUUAACUUGCGUGAAUAUCAGUUUGCUGAAACCAUGAUCUUUGCUAUUGAAGAAAUAAACAACACUACAGAUAUACUUCCUGGAGUUUCCAUUGGGUACAAGAUAUAUGAUGACUGCAGUUCCAUGCCUUUGGCCAUAAGAGCAGCAAUGUCCCUGGUGAAUGGUCAGGAUGAGCAAAUUGACCCCAAUGACGCCUGCACCAAAUCUUCUCCUGUUCAUGCUAUCAUUGGUCAAUCUGGGUCAUCUCUCAGUAUAGGAGUUGCAACAACUAUUCGACCUUUUUCAAUUCCACUGGUUAGCUAUUUUGCAACUUGUGCUUGUCUGAGUAACAAAAACGAGUAUCCUACAUUCUUCCGAACAAUACCAAGUGAUUAUUAUCAAAGCAGAGCCUUGGCACAGCUUGUGAAACAUUUUGGAUGGACCUGGAUUGGUACUAUUAGAAGCGAUAAUGACUAUGGACACAAUGGAAUGUCAACUUUUUUGCAAGCUGUACAAGAGGAGGGUGUCUGCAUUGAAUAUUCAGAGUCCAUUUAUAGAACUUACCCACGAGAGAAGUUUCUUAAAGUUGUAGAUGUUAUAAAGCAGUCUACUGCUAAGGUUAUUGUAGCUUUCACCACUUUUAUUGACAUGGAAUUUCUCAUAAAAGAGCUUUUGCUUCAGAAUGUAACUGGGGUGCAAUGGAUAGGAAGUGAAGCAUGGAUUUCUAUUGAAAGCCUAGCAACGGAAGCAAAUUAUAGAGUUUUGAGUGGGUCAAUUGGAGUAGCAAUCCCUAAUGCAGCGAUACCAAAUUUGAAAGAAUUUUUAGUAAAUGUAAAUUUGCAGAGUUCUCCUGGUAAUGAUGGACUCAGUGAUUUCUGGCAAAAUAUUUUUGGUUGUACAUUGACAGCACAAAACAAAACGCAAAAUGUUAAGCUGUGCACAGGAUCUGAAAAACUGAGUGAAAUUAACAACCAAUAUACUGAAGUAUCAGAAUUACGAAUUACUAACAAUGUCUACAAAGCUGUAUAUGCAAUAGCUCAUUCUUUACAUAAUCUUUACACAUGCACAAAGAGUUCUAUGAACAGGACAUGUGAAAAACUGUCCAAAGUUGAACCAUGGCAGGUACUUUAUAAUAUGAAAGAAGUAAAUAUUACAACUAGAAAUGGUGAAAACGUGUAUUUUGAUGAAAAUGGUGAUCCAUCAGCACGUUAUGAAUUGAUAAAUUGGCAAUUGAAAGAAAACAUAGUAAAGUUUGUAACAAUUGGCAUCUAUGAUGCAUCUUUACCAAGAGGGCAACAAUUUGUCAUGAAUAACAGGAGUAUUGUUUGGGCAGGCUUAAUUAACAAGGUACCUACGUCUUUGUGUAGUCAGAGCUGCCCACCUGGAACUCGUAAAGCUGUUCAAAAAGGAAAGCCAGUAUGCUGCUAUGAUUGCAUACCAUGUGCUGAAGGGGAAAUCAGCAAUGUAACAGAUUCAAUAGAUUGUCUGAAGUGUCCUUUGGAGUAUAGGUCAAAUGACCAAAGAGAUCAAUGCAUCUUAAAAGAUGUUGAAUUUUUAUCCUUUGGAGAAGUUAUGGGAAUAAUUCCAGCUAUCUUUUCUCUGACUGGAGUAUCCCUCACCACAUCUAUUAUUUGUAUUUUCUUUUAUUACAGGAAUACACCAAUAGUCAAAGCAAAUAACUCUGAACUAAGUUUUCUUCUUUUGUUCUCAUUGUCUUUAUGCUUCUUAUGUUCUCUUACUUUUAUCGGUCAGCCCACUGGUUGGUCUUGUAUGUUGCGCCACACAUCAUUUGGAAUCACAUUUGUUCUGUGUGUUUCUUGCAUUUUAGGAAAAACCAUUGUUGUUUUAAUGGUGUUUAGAGCUACAAAGCCUGGGAACAAUGUGAUGAAGUGGUUUGGUCCAAGCCAGCAACGAUUAAGUGUUUUAGGUCUUACACUAAUUCAGAUCUUCAUAUGUAUAUUUUGGAUAAUGUUAUCACCUCCUUUUCCUACUAAGAAUAUGAGAUCCUACAAAGAAAAAAUUAUUUUAGAAUGUAAUGUAGGAUCCAUAUUAGGGUUUUAUAUUGUUUUAGGUUAUAUAGGACUUCUUUCUAUAAUUUGUUUUAUUCUGUCUUUUCUGGCUCGGAAACUCCCAGAUAACUUUAAUGAGGCGAAGUUUAUUACUUUCAGUAUGCUGAUAUUUUGUGCCGUUUGGCUUGCUUUUAUUCCAGCUUAUAUUAGUUCACCUGGAAAAUACACAGUAGCUGUAGAAAUUUUUGCAAUUUUAGCUUCCAGUUUUGGUUUGCUUUUCUGCAUCUUUGCCCAUAAAUGCUAUAUCAUUUUACUGAAACCAGAAAAAAAUACAAAAAAAAGUGUCAUGGGAAAAAUGCCCACAAACUCCAUUUAA
This is a messenger RNA of Polypterus senegalus (gray bichir), 2538 nucleotides long. RefSeq names its product extracellular calcium-sensing receptor-like. The record is from RefSeq and is a predicted model, not a curated record. Gene Ontology annotation, molecular function: G protein-coupled receptor activity. Lineage: Eukaryota; Metazoa; Chordata; Cladistia; Polypteriformes; Polypteridae. Gene Ontology annotation, cellular component: membrane. Gene Ontology annotation, biological process: G protein-coupled receptor signaling pathway. The transcript has 6 exons. The coding region runs from base 208 to 2538 and encodes 776 amino acids.